GACUGAAUGAUUGAAAUGUUUAGGUUGUGAGAACCGAACAAUCUGUCAACCAAAAAGUAGAUAGUAUACGGGAAAAUGGGCUGGAUAUAUCCAAAUAUACUCUUCGGUACGGUUGUUCUAUUAGGUUUGCUAAAUUGCUGCAACGCUCUUUAUUUCCAUAUAGGCGAAACGGAACGAAAAUGUUUUAUCGAAGAUAUACCAGAUGAAACCAACGUAAUAGUUAACUAUAAAGUGGAACUUUAUGACCCUAGAAGCGGAGGAUAUAUGCCCUCUUCCCCAGGAAUUGGUAUGCAUGUAGAAGUAAGAGAUGCUGACGAUAAGAUCCUUUUAUCUAGGGUGUACAGUUCGGAGGGUAAGAUCUCCUUCACGUCCCAUUCUCAUGGUGAACACGUCAUCUGUAUGUACUCCAACAGCACAGCCUGGUUCAGUGGCUCCCAGUUAAGAGUACAUCUCGAUAUCCAAGUUGGUGAACAUGCUGUUAACUAUGGUGAAGUUGUACAAAAAGAAAAACUAUCUGAGCUACAGUUAAGGAUCAGACAGCUCCUAGAUCAGAUUGAACAAAUCACAAAAGAACAGAACUAUCAGAGAUAUCGUGAAGAACGAUUCAGACAAACUAGUGAAAGUACAAACUCUCGUGUAUUAUGGUGGUCUCUUAUCCAAACUGCUGUCUUAUUAGUGAUGGGUGCCUGGCAAAUGAGACAUCUCAAGAGUUUCUUCGAAGCCAAGAAAUUAGUUUGAUUUGUUAUUUAUGAUUAUUUUUUUAUUAGAUCUUUACAAUUUUAA
Harmonia axyridis is the source of this 783-nucleotide messenger RNA. It is a transcript of the gene eca, whose product is annotated as transmembrane emp24 domain-containing protein eca. Gene Ontology annotation, cellular component: endoplasmic reticulum-Golgi intermediate compartment; endoplasmic reticulum; COPII-coated ER to Golgi transport vesicle. NCBI's taxonomy places the organism in Eukaryota, Metazoa, Arthropoda, Insecta, Coleoptera, Coccinellidae. The transcript has 3 exons. The record is from RefSeq and is a predicted model, not a curated record. Gene Ontology annotation, biological process: Golgi organization; endoplasmic reticulum to Golgi vesicle-mediated transport; intracellular protein transport. Bases 76 to 738 code for a protein of 220 amino acids.